Molecule: messenger RNA, 657 nt
Organism: Wickerhamiella sorbophila
Lineage: Eukaryota; Fungi; Ascomycota; Dipodascomycetes; Dipodascales; Trichomonascaceae
Product: Elongation factor 1-gamma 1
Exons: 1
Coding region: 1-657 (218 amino acids)
Biological process (GO): translational elongation
Cellular component (GO): cytoplasm; nucleus
Source: RefSeq, a predicted model, not a curated record
AUGUCUUUGGGCACAAUCUACACCAAAAUUGCCGCGGGGGAGGCCACACGUACACGCGCGCUUCUCCCCGAACGUCUGAUCAAGUACUUUAAGAUCAAUGUGAAGGUAUCUGAUCCGGACGAGGUGUUCCCCGCAAAGUUCCCUAUGAAGCUUGUUCCUGCCUUCCAGUUUCCUGACGGAACGCUGUUGUCCGAGUCGCUGCCAAUUAACUUGUUUUUGCUCCAGCAGGUCGAAAACCACGGCGGGCUACUUGGCGACAACAGCCAGAAGGCGUGGGCUCAGAAUUUGCAGUGGAUGGAGUUCAUCAACAACGAUUUUAUGCGUCCGUCGGGCCAGGUGUUUGGCAUGAUUGUUGGCCGCAAGCCGUUCAACCAGGACGUUUUCAAUUUCUUUAUGAACGAGCUUCGCAAUGUUGCGGUGCCCGUAAUCGAGAAGCACCUGGACGAAUCCGAGUAUCUGACGGGUUCUGCCGUCUCAAUUGCCGACCUCUAUGCUGCCACGAUGUUCCUUCGACCCCUGGGUUAUUUCAUGGACGAGGAAUGGCGCAGCCAAUUGCCCCGCACUAUGGAAUGGUGGGAGAAGGUCUCCAAGCACCCCGUUUUCGACAACUUCUUUGCUGACCUACAGAUGGUUGACAAGUUCACUCCUCCUAACUAG